AUGUGGUUAGUCAGUGAGCGUCGGGGCCGUUCCGACGAGAGCGAGCACGAGCUGCGAAGCGCGGGAGAGCGCUGUUCGCUGAGCAGUCGCGCCGGCCACAGCACGGUGGAGUUCAAGGCGGCGGCGUGCGCGGGGGCCGCUGAGCCGCCCGCGCCGCCUCUAGCGGCGCUGCCGGACCCGCAGCAGUUCAACAUCUUCCCGGCUUUCUUCAGCCGACAACUAAACUUCACCGGCGGAGGAGGGUGUGGGCAGGGCUCCAAAAUCAUGGAAGAGUUAAGGCCGAACUUAGUCGGGGGCUUACUAGGGGUCCCGGGGUUGUUAGACGAGCAUCAGUCGGAUGCGAAGUUUCUGCCGUCCGGGGCAGAGAGCAAAUACACGCCGGACAAAGGCAGGAAGUGUAGCAAUGCGUCGUCGUCUUCUGCUGAGGAGUUCGGAGGACUGUACGGUGGAGACCACGCAGCGACGCCGCCAGCGCCGCCUCUGAGCCGCUCCUUACAGGAUCAUUCAGCGGAAGGCGCUUUCAAAAAGUUAAAACCGGAGCCUGGUGGGAACAACACGUCAUCAGGUACCUCAGCCCUGUCUCCAGCCCUGGGUCCCCAACACGCGGGGCACACCCCCACCACUGCCUCCUGCCCCACGCCUGCGCGGAGGAGGCACAGAACGACAUUCACUCAGGAACAAUUAGCAGAAUUAGAAGCGGCUUUCGCCAAAUCGCACUACCCAGAUAUUUACUGUAGAGAAGAAUUGGCGAGGACCACCAAACUCAACGAGGCGAGGAUACAGGUGUGGUUCCAAAACCGGCGCGCCAAGUACCGCAAGCAGGAGAAACAGCUGCAGAAGGCUCUAGCACCAGCCGUCCUGCCUGGCUGCAACGGCAUGAUGAGGAACAUCCAGGGUUACCGGGGGUACCAGCCGUACCCACAUCCCAACACCAUCAACCGGUAUCCGCAGGUACAUACAUACAUACAGCACCACGGCAGCUAUGAAGAACUUCAGAAAGACAUCUUCUCACUGUCACAAAUGGGAGGUGGUUCAUACCCCAUGCCGCAGGGCUUCUCCAUGGGUCACAGUGCCAACAUGAGCGCCGUCGGCAUGAGGCAGGACACCAUGGGCAUGAGCGCUGAAGACGAAUGGUACAACAAGUCCCUCUCAGCCCUGAGGAUGAACAGCGGCCACCAUGCAAACCUAGCGGCAGCGCCUAUGUUGCAAUACCAAACCUAA
Molecule: messenger RNA, 1221 nt
Organism: Amyelois transitella
Lineage: Eukaryota; Metazoa; Arthropoda; Insecta; Lepidoptera; Pyralidae
Product: homeobox protein unc-42
Exons: 6
Coding region: 1-1221 (406 amino acids)
Biological process (GO): regulation of transcription by RNA polymerase II
Molecular function (GO): DNA-binding transcription factor activity, RNA polymerase II-specific; RNA polymerase II transcription regulatory region sequence-specific DNA binding
Source: RefSeq, a predicted model, not a curated record